Messenger RNA from Mytilus trossulus (common blue mussel), 1193 nucleotides. RefSeq names its product ras-related protein Rab-13-like. NCBI's taxonomy places the organism in Eukaryota, Metazoa, Mollusca, Bivalvia, Mytilida, Mytilidae. The transcript has 7 exons. The record is from RefSeq and is a predicted model, not a curated record. Gene Ontology annotation, molecular function: GTP binding; GTPase activity. The coding region runs from base 132 to 740 and encodes 202 amino acids.
UUAACCUUUCCCUUUAAUGGAUUACCCGUAUGAGAGAAUACAUGUACCACAUUUAAUGAGAAUGCUACUAAACAGGUCGAUCGCGGAUGGUAACUAAUAAACAAACUAGAUAUUAACCUUUUAUAUUAGAAAUGGAUGGUAAACCUAAAAAAAAGCAAAGGCAUUUCUCAAUACUUGUUACGGGUUCGUCAGGCUGUGGGAAGACAAGCUUGAUUAAUCGCUUAAUUAAAGAUACCUUCAAUAAAGAACAUGUACCUACACAACAUAUGAGUAAGAUGAAAUAUGUUGCUCAAGUAAACGGAAAACGAAUCAAUGUACAGAUAUCUGACACAGAUGCAGAGAGAAAUUACGAGGGUUAUUCUAUCAAUUACUAUGCUACUAUGGAUGCACUUAUUAUAAUCUAUGAUAUUUCCAACCAGGAAUCUUUAGAAAAUGUGACGGACAUUUGUGAACGACGGAAAGCAGUAUACAUUCUUGUAGGGAACAAAUCUGAUAUGAAGCGUGAAAUUAACAAAGAAGACGUGGAGAUUUUUGCAGAAAAGAGACAGAUGCCUCACAUAGAAACAAGCGCAAAAUUAAAUGAAAACGUAACCGAAAUGUUCAUGUCUGUAAUAAAACGACUUAUAGAAAAUUGCGGUAAUAUUGAUGAUUAUUAUGAUAGAAAUAGUGAAUAUGACGGGGAUGAUAAUGUACCUAUAACCUCAAAGAGAAAUAGCAGCUGCAGUUGUGUUAUAAGUUGAUAAAUUCACUGGGAAACGUUUUGAAAACUAGAGACUGUCAUCUAGACUAGUGACAAUCGUGAACAUACCUCAAAAAUUAACUAUCAUACCUUUAGUAAAUUUAUCGAAUAUAUGAUCGUUUCAAGUUAUACGAUUCAAGGAGAAGAACUUGAAUGACAAAAUAUAAAAGUAAUAUAAAAACCUAGAUAAUCAUUCUCAUUUCUUAUUGGUUGAUAUGAAGUUAAGAUAUCAAAACAAGCGUACAAUUAAGUACACCAUACAUUUGUAUUUUAUGUAUUUGAAAUAUGAAAACACAAAUUAAUUAACUGCUUAUUUGUGUAUUAAUCAAUGUAUAUGCGCUCAAAUAGUUAUUAUCCUCUUCUCAUGAUUUUUCUGCUUUUGACACCUGACAACAAUGGUGAUUCUAAAAAUAAAAUGUAUUUACUCAGGGUAAUAAACAUAUUGUUUGACUUU